Messenger RNA from Phymastichus coffea, 2805 nucleotides. RefSeq names its product glutamate receptor ionotropic, kainate 2-like (gene KaiR1D). Gene Ontology annotation, cellular component: plasma membrane; postsynaptic membrane. Gene Ontology annotation, biological process: modulation of chemical synaptic transmission; synaptic transmission, glutamatergic; monoatomic ion transport. Gene Ontology annotation, molecular function: glutamate-gated receptor activity; transmitter-gated monoatomic ion channel activity involved in regulation of postsynaptic membrane potential. The transcript is spliced from 18 exons. Lineage: Eukaryota; Metazoa; Arthropoda; Insecta; Hymenoptera; Eulophidae. The record is from RefSeq and is a predicted model, not a curated record. The coding region runs from base 307 to 2805 and encodes 832 amino acids.
GGAACGGUUGGAAUGAUAAUAUAUGUUCGUACUGUCUAAAAUAUCAAGUUCAAGUGAAUCAAAAGGCUUUCUACAGUUUUUCUUGUUUGGUGUAACCUUCGUUGAGAGAUUAUAUAAUUACCUUGUAUCCCUGCAUCGAUGAUUGUAUUUUUGUAUCCAAAAUUCUUGAAACGUGGAUCAAUUGAUGACUGGGGCAUCUUGUGUGUAAAUAAUUUCUUGGAACUAGAAAUUCCUGCUGCUAGUGUUAGAAAUUCGGUUUCACUAAGACCGACAUACUGAGGUUUCUUCAAUGGUUAACGUCAAAAUAUGAAUUUGACAUGGUUACUGAUGCUCGUGACUAGUCUUAAGGAUAUUAAAGCUUUACCAGAAAUAGUCAGAAUAGGAGGAUUAUUUCAUUCAUCAGAUAGUAAACAAGAAGUAGCUUUUAGAUAUGCGGUUGAAAAAAUAAAUGGCAACAGAGAUAUCUUACCUAAGUCACGAUUGAGUGCACAGAUUGAACAGAUAAAUCCUCAAGACAGUUUUCACGCUUCGAAAAGAGUAUGUCACUUACUAAAAACUGGAAUAGCCGCGAUUUUUGGACCUCAAAAUGCACAUACAGCAUCUCAUAUCCAAAGUAUAUGUGAUACAAUGGAAAUUCCACAUCUAGAAACAAGAUGGGACUUUAGACUAAAGAGAGAAGGCUGUCUUGUGAACUUGUACCCACACCCGACAACAUUGUCGAAAGCUUACGUCGAUUUAGUAAAUGGAUUAGGCUGGAAAGGAUUUACUAUAAUUUACGAAAAUAAUGAAGGUUUGGUUCGAUUACAAGAACUACUAAAAGCUCAUGGCCCAAUAGACUUUCCAAUAACUAUUAGACAACUCGGAGAAGAAUCGAAUAUUGGUCAUGGUUACAGGCCUUUAUUGAAGCAAAUAAAAAAUUCUGCUGAAUCGCACAUCAUCUUAGAUUGUACUACAGAAAAAAUUUAUACAGUAUUGAAGCAAGCUCAAGAAAUUGGCAUGAUGACAGACUAUCAUAGCUAUUUCAUAACAUCAUUGGAUCUCCAUACUGUUGAUCUUAGUGAAUUCAAACAUGGAGGAACCAAUAUUACUGCUUUUAGAAUUGUUAACCCUGACAGGACACGAGAAACUAUAAGAGAUUGGAUUUUUGGAGAACAACGUUAUUUUCGUAAACUCGAAAUUGAACACACUGAGACUGAAACUGCACUGAUGUAUGAUGCCGUUUAUUUGUUUGCUCGAGCUCUUCAUGUUUUGGAUGCUUCACAACAAAUAGAAAUCAAACAGCUUUCAUGCGAGUCAUCGGAUACUUGGGAUCAUGGAUAUUCACUUAUUAAUUACAUGAAGAAUGUCGAAAUGGAUGGACUAACAGGAGGUAUCAAAUUUGAUAACCAAGGUUUUAGAUCAGAUUUUGAACUUGAUAUAAUAGAAUUGAAUACAAAAGAUGGCUUGAAAAAAAUUGGAAAUUGGAACAGUACUAAAGGAAUUAAUUUUACUCGUAGUUAUGGAGAAGUAUAUACUCAAAUAGUAGAUAGUUUACACAAUAAAACAUUUACUGUGACUACUAUAUUGAGUGCGCCAUAUUGUAUGUGGAAAGAGUCAAGUAAGAAGCUAUCUGGUAAUUCACAAUUUGAAGGGUAUAGCGUCGACCUCAUUCAAGAAAUAGCUCGUAUAUUAAAAUUUAAUUACACAAUUCGAUUAGUACCAGACGGUCGUUACGGCUCAUAUAACAGAGAAUUAAAAGAGUGGGAUGGAAUGAUUAAAGAACUUUUAGAUCAAAAAGCAGAUUUAGCUAUAGCUGAUCUUACAAUAACAUAUGAUCGUGAGCAAGCAGUUGACUUCACAAUGCCAUUCAUGAAUUUAGGCAUAAGCAUACUCUACAGAAAACCAAUAAAACAGCCUCCUAAUCUAUUUUCUUUUUUAAGCCCACUCAGUUUAGAUGUUUGGAUUUACAUGGCUACAGCAUAUCUCGGUGUUUCGGUACUUCUAUUCAUUUUAGCAAGAUUUAGUCCAUAUGAAUGGGAAAGUUCUCAUGCAAUCAAUAAUCAAGCACCCAUGAUGGAAAAUGAAUAUACACUUCUGAAUUCUCUGUGGUUUACAAUAGGAUCCCUCAUGCAACAAGGAUCAGAUAUUGCGCCAAGAGCGAUAUCAACAAGGAUGGUAGCCGGAAUGUGGUGGUUUUUUACACUUAUCAUGAUAUCAUCGUACACAGCCAAUCUUGCAGCUUUUCUAACAGUCGAACGUAUGGAUUCACCAAUUGAAAGUGCAGAAGAUUUAGCAAAACAAACUAAAAUCAAAUAUGGCGCUUUGAAAGGAGGAAGCACCGCCGCUUUUUUUCGAGAUUCAAACUUCUCAACCUAUCAACGUAUGUGGCACUUCAUGGAAACUGCAAAACCACCGAAUGAAGUUUUUACAAAAAGCAACGUUGAUGGUGUAGAACGGGUUGUUAAAGGAAAAGGAAGUUACGCAUUUUUAAUGGAGUCUACAUCUAUCGAAUAUGUAAUAGAAAGAAACUGUGAAUUGACUCAAAUUGGUGGACUCUUGGAUUCGAAAGGAUAUGGAAUAGCUAUGCCUCCAAAUUCCCCGUAUAGAACAGCUAUCAGUGGAGCUAUUUUGAAACUACAAGAAGAAGGUAAACUCCAUGUUUUGAAAACAAAGUGGUGGAAAGAAAAACAUGGAGGUGGAGCAUGUCGGUCCGGCGGCCUUUUUGAGCAAUGUUUGGACAGCCCGAUCCCGAUAGAUGAGGGAAGUGACAACGAUAACGAUGACGAUUAUGAAGACAUUGACGACGACAACGGCGAUAUUGACUAG